UCGAACAGCCUCCCCAAUCGGUCUAAACAAUGCCAGAAGCUUGCUUCCCAAGCUCGACGAGCUCUCCCAUUGGGUUAACAACCAGAGGCCGUUCUUCUUUGGAAUUACGGAAACUUGGCUCCCUCCUGAUAUUGGUGACUCUGAAGUUCACAUUCCUGGCUACAACGUUUACCGAACUGAUAGAGCCGGUUCUGCGUAUGGCGGGGUCGCAUUGUACGUGAGACAGGACCUCCAAGCAAGCCUUGGAGGUGAAGACCUCGUUGAACAACUUUGGGUGUCAGUCUCUAGUUCCCGCGAAUCACUUGUUAUGGUGGGUGUUGUGUACAGAAGUCCUAGCACUACGUCUCUGGCCUGGCUCAACACAUUCGCUGAAUAUGCAUCAUCUUCUCAUGUUUGUAUUUUGGGCGACUUUAACCUUCCUUCGGUUAAUUGGUCUAUGGCACCCCCAGUAUCCACAUCUCCAAACUGUCUUAACAACGCUUUUCUGGAUGUUGUUUCGGUCAAUGGUCUUAUGCAACAUAUACUGUCGCCUACGCGGAUAUCAGCUUUUUCGUCGUCGUGUUUGGAUUUAAUCUUAACUAACCAGCACGAUGAAAUUUCGAGUGUCACCAUCUCGAAUCCACUGGCCACCGGUGAUCACUGCAUCGUUUCCACGUAUUAUCUGCUUUCACGACCA
Molecule: messenger RNA, 676 nt
Organism: Dibothriocephalus latus
Lineage: Eukaryota; Metazoa; Platyhelminthes; Cestoda; Diphyllobothriidea; Diphyllobothriidae
Source: the annotation of a GenBank genome assembly